AUGAAACUCUUCCAAACUGGAUUACUAUUUUGCUCACGUGCGUUGCUUGCAGUUGUUUUUCUGGGGAGUACUCAGGCCCAGGUGACCGAGGAGCAAUGCCUACAGAAAUUCAGCACGGCAAAGGAGGAUUUCGUUCUUAAUGUAAAUGAGUCGGUGAAGGAGGGCGCAGUCUUCCUGUCCUCCACCCCAGUGAAAAACAAAAAAGAUUGCAUUGUGUCCUGCUGCAAAGCUCCAAACUGUAACCUGGCGUUGAUGGAAAAUGGAGAAGAUGGCGGGGUCAAGUCUUGUUUCACCUUCAACUGUUUAUACAAGCAAAACCAAGCAUGUAAAUUUGUCAGAAAGAAUGGAUACAGCAACUCCGUCUUGACCUCGGUGCUUGAGAGAUAUCUCAAGGACUACUAUCCAAAUGAGGACCUCCCGCCCAUUGCCAAUGCUGGACAAGACCAGGUAGUUCAACCUCAGGAGACUGUGUAUCUGACUGGCAUUGGGAGCAGAGAUGAUCAUGGAGUCAAGGACUAUCUUUGGAAGAUGGUUUCGGGAAAUCCUUAUGCUGUUAUAGAGAAAACAACCUUCAAGGAUGAAGUGAUGGUGUCAAACCUGUCAGCUGGCACGUAUAAAUUCCAGCUGACUGUUACUGAUACAGGAGGACAGUCAAACACAGCACAAGUUACUGUCUUGGUUCUCACACCUGAGCAGUCUGAGGAUCAGUGCCUGAUGCCUAAGAAGAUGGGUCCCUGCCGUGGCGCUUUCCCCCGCUGGUUCUACAAUGGGGCCUCAGAAAAGUGUGAGGAGUUCACAUUCGGCGGCUGCAAGGAGAACAAGAAUAACUAUCUCUCUGAAGCGGAGUGCAACAAAGCCUGUCAUGGAGUCUCAGCCUCUGAGCCAUCCAAGUCUGGAAGACUGGGUCCAAUUGGAGGCCCUGGGGAAACGUGUGGCAGGACUUGUGAAGCAGGCGAGUUCACUUGUGGUAAUGGUUGCUGUAUAGACAAAGCACUUGAGUGUGACCAGGAGAGACAGUGCAGUGACGGAUCUGAUGAGGAGUCCUGCGGUGAUUUGGAAUCGAAGUUUAGAUCUCUGCUUGUGAUACCUGUGAAUGCAAACAAAGUUCAUUGUACAGAGGAGCCUAUGACAGGACGCUGCACAGACACUAUUACCAGCUGGUACUACAACCCCUUUGAGGAGAAGUGUUUACGCUUUAACUAUGGUGGUUGUGAAGGCAACGACAAUAAGUUUGAGACUGAAGACAGCUGUAUGAAGAGCUGCCAAAACGUUGACAAAUCAGAUGUAUUUGCCCGGCGUGCAAACUUUGAAAAGCAAGCACAAACUAGUAAUUUAGGCCUUAUUGUUGUGGCUGUGCUGCUGGGAUUGGCGAUUUUCAUUGUAGUGGCUUUUCUAGGUUUCUGUAUCCUGAAAAAGAAGAAAAAACCGCAAAACUAUCAAUUGGCCACAAGUGGCGCUCACUCUAUGGGGCACACUGAUAGACUUGUUUAUAACAGUACUACCAAGCCAAUCUAA
Messenger RNA from Chanos chanos (milkfish), 1515 nucleotides. It is a transcript of the gene spint1a, whose product is annotated as serine peptidase inhibitor, Kunitz type 1 a. Gene Ontology annotation, molecular function: protein binding; serine-type endopeptidase inhibitor activity. Gene Ontology annotation, biological process: epidermis development; epithelium development; extracellular matrix organization. The transcript is spliced from 10 exons. Bases 1 to 1515 code for a protein of 504 amino acids. The record is from RefSeq and is a predicted model, not a curated record. Gene Ontology annotation, cellular component: plasma membrane. Lineage: Eukaryota; Metazoa; Chordata; Actinopteri; Gonorynchiformes; Chanidae.